This is a messenger RNA of [Torrubiella] hemipterigena, 4562 nucleotides long. The record is from the annotation of a GenBank genome assembly. Lineage: Eukaryota; Fungi; Ascomycota; Sordariomycetes; Hypocreales; Clavicipitaceae.
AUAUAAAUUAAUCUACUCACAAAUAUUUAUUUCUAUUUAUUUACCCCUUUCUUACACCGCUCUCUGUACUAAGAACUGCCUCUGCAACCACAGCGCCCUGAUUGGCCCUGUAGACGCUGACCUCCCCGCAAGCGCUGCCCGCCAAACCCUGCGAGCGCGCAACAACAGCUCCAAAGCUUUUGCAACCACCAAAGCCUCAAAACCACCAUCGCCAUUGUCUCUCCUCUUCACGACGCCGUAUCUCAACACCUCCAAUCAUUUUUCAAACCCAAGAAUUCUUCAUCUUCCGAUUCAUCGCUAAGAACAACAACAUCCUCCUCCGCCUCCUCCGCCCAACACACUUGCUUAACCCGCCACCACCCACCCCAUCAUCACCACCACCCAGGCACAAGAUCACCUCCUUCGCGCCCAUCAUGGCCCAGCAGCCCUCUACACCAGUCAAAGUGCCUGCGUCGGCGACGACAUACUCUCCCGCGACCCUCGAUCCCGACUUGCGAUCGCAAAUAAACACAAUUCUGCUACGUGACGGCCACGUCUCCAAAAUCCAAGAACGCCUCCUCCACACACUCAACUCCAACGCCUCCAACUGGCCCACGGCACUCCAAGACCACGCCCUCACGCUCCUCCGCUCCGGCCAAGUACAGACCUUCCCCGCGCUACUCCGACAAGUCCUCGACGAUAUCCAAGAAGCCUCGGCAGCAUCCUCGUCGUCCACAUCUCCAAAUAAGUCGAAACCGAAAGCGAACGGCGUCAACGGCACAGCGGCAGACAAGUCGGCGCUCGCUGUGCCGCAAGUCGUCGUGGACGAGGUACUCAGCGUGACGAGGGAGUGUCUUAAAGACGUGUGCGAGAUUGAAGAGCCCAACGGACGAGUGAAUUGAACGAAUUUUCGACAAACAUCAAAGAAACAUCGGCAAUAGAGAGCAACGAAGAAGAGAGAAAUGACAAAAAAAUACACAUAAACAUGUCCGGCCCGGAUAACGGACAAUCGAAUGGAAGCGAAAAGAAUCAAAUCAAAUCAUGAUAAAUAUAUAAUCAUGGCGAGCAGCAUCUCUUUUGCUUGGACGCUGCGAAACUGUCCAAGGGGAAUCUCUGCUCGACCACGGCGUUGGUACACAUUGUUCAGUCUUUUUUUGUUGUUUUCAUAAACAUAUGGCGUCUAUUUGGCCUGUAUUUUUUGUAACACUGUUAAAUAUAUUUUUCUAUUUACUGUAAAGUUCACUUCUCCUGUGUCAAUACUUCCAUGUCAACGCCAAGAUAUCGAUUGAUGGCCACCACUUGUGUCGUUGCCAUGGACAAGACAUCGACAUGCCCAUUCUAGAACCACUACACAAUCAGACACAUACACAAGCUACAGCCAUAAAAUCUAUCAUAAGGGAAUCAAUUGCACAUCUAUCAAACUAAUCUUAUCGAGCUGUCUUGCGAUGCGAGAAACAUGUCCGACGUAAAAACAAUGCGGCUCUGCAGCCAGGGGCGCGAAGACCUCCUCUCACUAUUUAAAGCAUCACCUCUCGCAACUGACCUGACGCGUCCUAAAAUACAAAGUUCGUGGGACCUUCUUGGUCCGGAAAAUAACUGGUUUAAUCGUAAAGACCGUCAUCGUUGCCGGCGUCACCAAAGGAGUCGCCACCAGCACCACCGGCGGCAGCACCAUCCUCGGGGAACGAGAAGAAGGCACCGGGGCCGGCAUUCUUCAUCUGCUGAGAAAAGGCCUCGUAGCGGCGAAUCUCAACGUCAGAGACGGAGCGGCGGGCCAUCUGCAUGGCCUCGGCAAAGUGAGCCUUGGUCAGCUCAGGAACGGGGUCCUCAGCAUCCUCAUCAACCUCCAUCUCGUCACCAGCAGCCUCGCGAGCCUUGGUGCGCUCAAUGUCGGCAGUAAUGGCCUCCUUGAUGGCAAUCUUGACGGCGCGCUGGGUAAUGAAACCAAGAUCGGCAGGAGAGAAGCCGUUGGUUUUGGAGGCAAUGUAGCCGAGGUCGACAUCGUCGGCAACGGGGGUCUUGCGGAGCUGGGCCUUGAGAACGCUCAAUCGUCCAGGCUCGUCGGGCAGAGGAACGUAGAUGAGCGAGUCAAGACGGCCGGGACGGCACAGGGCAGGGUCAAGCUGCUCGGGUCUGUUGGUGGCACCAAUGACGAAGACGUUCUUCUUGGAGGUCAUGCCGUCCAUUUCGGUAAGAAGCUGGUUGACGACACGGUCAGAGGCACCGCCGGCAUCACCGACAGAGCCACCACGGGCCUUGGCAAUGGAAUCCAACUCAUCGAGGAAAACAACACAAGGAGCGGCAGCGCGAGCCUUGUCGAAAAUGUCACGAAUGUUGGACUCGGAUUCACCAAACCACAUGGAAAGCAGCUCAGGACCCUUGACGGAAAUGAAGUUGGCAGCGCACUCGUUGGCGACGGCCUUGGCCAACAUAGUCUUACCGGUACCGGGGGGUCCGUAGAACAGAACACCUCGGGAGGGAGACAUGCCAAACUUGAGGAACUUUUCGGGGUGAUCGACGGGAUACUGGACACUCUCGCGGAGAUCCUGCUUGACCUGCUCGAGACCACCAAUAUCCUCCCAGCGGACGUUGGGAACCUCGACAACGGCAACCUCGCGAAGGGCAGAGGGGUUGGAGACGCCAAGAGCGAAGCGGAAGUUCUCCAUGGUGACACCGAGGGACUCAAGGACCUCAACGUCAAUGGUGUCCUCGUCAAGAUCAAUGAGGUCCAUCUUCUCACGAAUCUGCUGCAUGGCAGCCUCAGAGCAGAGGGCAGCCACAUCGGAACCGACGUAACCGUGGGUCUCGGCAGCAAUCUGCUCCAGGUCGACAUCGUCGCCAAGCUUCAUGUUCUUUGUGUGGAUCUGGAGAAUCUCAAGACGACCGGUAGGGUCGGGGAUACCAAUGUCGACUUCGCGAUCGAAACGGCCGAAACGUCGGAGGGCAGGGUCGAUGGAGUUGGGACGGUUAGUGGCGGCCAUGACGACAACGUUGGAGCGAGCCUUCAUGCCGUCCAUGAGGGUAAGCAGCUGGGAGACGACACGGCGCUCGACUUCACCGUUAGUCUUGUCACGCUUGGGGGCAAUUGAGUCGAUUUCGUCAAUGAAAAUAAUGGCGGGAGAGUUCUUCUCAGCCUCCUCGAAAGCCUUGCGCAAGUUGGACUCGGAUUCACCGGCCAUCUUGGACAUGAUUUCGGGACCGUUGAUGAGGAAGAAGAAGGCACCAGUCUCGUUGGCAACGGCACGAGCCAUCAGUGUCUUACCAGUACCAGGAGGACCGUAGAGCAAGACACCACGAGGGGGCUUGAUACCAAUGGACUUGAAGAGCUGCGGGUGGCGCAGAGGAAGCUCAACCAUUUCACGGAUCUGAGCCAUCUGCUUGCGACAGCCACCAAUAUCGUCGUAGCCAACCUCGUUGAGGUUAUUCUCUUCCUCAUCACGCUCAAUGGGGUCGCCUUCACAGUGGAUGACGGUGUCCUGGGCAACGAUACCGUACUCUGGAGGGUCAACCUCGACGACCUUGAACUCGACCUGUCUCAUACCACCACGGACAAUGAAGAGAUCUCCUUGUCGCAGAGGGCGGUAGUUUUCAAGGAAGUAGUCUUUGAGGUAGGCAUCGAAGAGGUUGCCCGUGAUGCCCUCAACGGUGUCGGCAAUGGGGAGAAUGGCAACGCGCUUGGCCUAGAGAGGGUGUUAGACGGGAAAUUAGGCGGUGAAGGGGAUUUUAAAAGGAAGAGUACGCACGUAUUUGAUGUCAGGGCAAGGCAAGACGGUAAUCAUAUCGCCGUGCUUGACGCGGAGGUUGUGGCGGACGACUCGGUUGAUGCGGGCGCUGCCCUCGUCGAGCUCCUCAUCGGCGAGGACGACGAGGACGGUGUCCUUUCUCUUCUUGCCUCGGACGAGGACGGUAUCACCACGGAAGAGCUGGAGAGCGUCCAUGGUGGCCUCGGAGAGGGCGAUAAUACUGUUGUCAUCGUUGACGGCGUCGGUGACCCUGAUGGAGAUGGUUAGCGCGGCGUCUAGCGGGAGGAGGCUGGGCGUGGUGGGCAGCAGCUUACAUCAACUGGUUAGGCUUCUUCUUCUUCUUGAGAAUGGCGGUCGAAGUGUCAUCUUCCUAUAGACAAGUCAGUCGAAGCUCCUCGGGAAGUAUUGCGGAUGGAUUGGUUGGUCGUACGUUCUUGAUCUCCGCACCAGAAGGGUCACUGCGGGAUGGAUGGUUAGCAAGCGGAAAGCAAUGCGGCGGAUGGAGGGCGUCGCAACACCCCCAAAACGAUAACAACUUACGUCAAGUUGACCUUCUUCUUGGGCUCUUCAGGCUGAGAAGACAUGAUGGAUGAUGGGAUGGCUUGUUGUGCGGAAUCGGAGUAGCUGAGUUGCCUAGGCACUCACAGACGGAGCAAGCUUGUACACAAGGAUGUCUGGCGCACAAAGGGACAGGAAAGAAAAUGAGAGGUGCGCGGUAUAAAAACAGAUUGCAACUUUCGUCAGGCCCGGGCGGGAAAGUCGAUGAGUUGCGGCAAAGGAGGAUGGAGGAAGAGGCAAAAGGCAGGAUGGAAAGAGGAAGAAGGCGGCGUUUGCUUAGCA